GCCUCUCUCUCGAUACACCUUUCUCCGGUUCCCAACAGCCGGCGGCGGACCUUGCUUCCCCUUCAGUCCUCACCGGGACACAGACAAAGUUACGCACGGGAGAAAGGUCAAUCGGUCGGUUGCUCGAGUACUGAAGCUCUCGUUAAUCGCACUGUCUGGUGACCAGGUGGAAAAUUGUUUAUCUUUAGUAUCUUCGUGAACAGACUGUGACAAUAAGAAGAGGAAAAGACUUAUCACUUAUUCCACACCCCUAUUUUUUUUUAUUUAUAAGGGAAGGAAAUUGGAUUUGUUUUUUUGGAUUUAUUAUUAUUUUUUUUUAAACGUUUAUUCAACGUAUCGGUUUUGGUAGAAUUAUUUUUGAAUGAAAAAUAAAGAUUUUAAAAAUUGAUUGUUUGUUUGAUUUUGGAUUGAACGAUAAAGGUGAUCGGUACGGAAUUGUGUAAAAGAAGGGAAAAAUCGAUUUUGGUGCCGAUGUAACAAGGUAACGUUGUAACGUUUGGACCGACAAUUACAUGAGAGUGUGCAUCUUCUGAUUUCGUAAUUCGGUGACAGUGGGAAAACAGAUGGGCGAAGACAUGUGGAGACUUUGGUUCACGAAAUUGUUGAUGCUGGCGGUGGUAUUGCUCCUCGUUAUUGUGGAAACACAAUCUGAAGGUGAGUGUCAUUUCAUCUUGUUGUCGAUGAUAUGAAUAUCCUGAUCGAUAAUGGAUCGUUGAUAGAAGUUAGACCAGCUAGGAUAGAGAGGGAUCUGCAAGGUGUAACCACAGUCCUCUUAGUCUCGGCACGACCCGGCAAAUCCAUCCCUCCAGUCGGUCUAUUAACGAAAACUGCGCGAACUUUCGUCCAAGAUGGCGCCAGUACGGAAUUCGCCACUCAGAUACUCGGUACCACAUUAGAUAAUGGUCGUGUAUAUGCCAAAAUAUUGGCCACAUCUAGUAGGGUAUUCUAUGACAAGGAAUUUAUGCCAGAUUCCCCUACGCCAUAUGUAGUUUAUCCUUCGAGAACUACCGAUGAUGAUUGGCAACUCAAGGUGGCCCUUGAUAAUGCACCCAUUAAAGCUUUGAAAGAUAUCGAAAAUUCUGGAUUAGAAAAAGAUUCUGAUAGUCAGAGUGGGGAAGGAAAGUCUUCGAUGAAGUUGGAUGAAUUAUCUAGAGAGAAUGAUAUAUUUAGUAGGAGAGAAAUAGGAUCAGAUUCACAGAGAUUUAAACCUGCAAAGAUCAGACCUGCUGAUAAUCUUCCGACUUAUACAGUGACACAUGAGUACGUAACCAAUAAUUUCGAUAAUCUCGAAGAGGACCAGCCAAAGAGUUUUAGACCCAGAUUGCCCAAAAUUUUCAAGCCUCAAGCCAAAACUUCCGUGCAGAAGAAAUUGGACUUAAAACCUCUAGCAACCGUAACGUAUCAUGGAUUCGCCGAGUUCACUACUACCGUUGGUGAAACGGUUAUAGUUUUUUCACCAAGUACGUCACCAGCACCUAUUGGUCGUUCAGCUACUACGAUCAAAGGUGAUGCGACUUUAAGACCUGACGAUGGAAUUGCGGUUGUAAAGAUUAGGCCUACUAGCGUAAUUAUUGGCCAAGAAAAGACCAAACAAUAUCCUGAACGCACGUCUGAUCCGCAUAGCGAAACGGAUGAUCCUUUAUUGGAUGCUAUCAACAGAGCGAAUAUUCAACCUAGUGUUAUAGAAGAAUUCGAAGAGUCUUCAACGACAUUCACGGAACCUCUUCUUCUGAUACCAGACAUUGAAACUGAUUUAGUGAAACCAACAGGACUUUUGAAAGUCUUAGAUUCUACUAUUUCUCAGGAUGGUAUUACUACUCAUUACAAGAGUCUGAUUUAUGGUACUUAUAUCGGUACGAAUUAUGCUCAAAUUAUCCAUACCUCAUCGAACGUAUACUUUUUUCCCGAUGAAGCCACUGCUACUUAUGAUGCCGAGGAUACUACUAUGGAUUAUGGAACAACUGCUACUGAAUCUGAUGAAGAACAAGACACCACAUUGCAAAUGACAACAGGUACCACACCGAGAAUAAUCACUACUAGUGAGGAAGUUCCAGAGAUGAACGAAUUAACUACUCCAUUCAAAGAUACCACUGAUUCUGCAUUAACGACAUUGAAAGAUAUUCUGGAGAGCGCAAGAAGAGUAGUGCUUGGUACCACAGAAUCGAUUGCUCCAACUUUGGAUGAUGAGAUCCCUAACGAUAUAGUUCCUGGAGAUCCUCAGGGUCGUAGUAUCAAAAGUAGUAACUCGAAGAACAAUCUUGAACAUCAGGAUCAUAAAGAACAUGAGUUUAUUGAGCAGGAAGAAAAAAUUUCUUUGGCUACCAGACUCCUUCCUUCCACAAUGUAUAAAACAUUUACCUAUUACACUACUUUUUUCAUUCCUAAUGGCGAUCAUACUACGACUUCCAUACGUUCCAGAGAAGUUGUGUCUUCAGAUAUUAUUUAUUUGACGGAGCUUAUUCUACCAAGUGAAACAAUAUCCUCUAUUGUUCCUACGGCUAUAACUGAAUCUAUAUCGACCAAAACCACUCCAGAUACGAGUCAAGCAAUUGAAGAGGAGCAGACUACUAAACAGGACGAAGAGAUAGAGUUGAUCUUUAAGACUCUAUAUACCACAUAUACGUAUUUGACAACCUUUUUCCAGGAAAAUACUUCCAGCAUCUCCAGUCGCGAAGUCGUAGAAACGAAUGUAAUCACUCAGACUAUUGGUCCGAAUGGAGUGUCUGCGGUAGUUGCAGGGUUGUUCGAGAAAGAUGAACCUACUUUAAUAUUGCCAACGAAAAUUUCGGACAGUAGUUUGCCUUCAACGACUCUUGAACGUGAGGAAGAGACUGAAAGAUAUCCAACAACUUUAGAACAAACAACAGAAGAUACUCUUACAACGUUGCAAGAACAAGAUAUUACUACUGAUCAGAAUAUUCCAACGGAAUCGGGAAUAAUUAUUGAAAAAGAAGUUGAAAACACAAAACAAACGAUUCCUGAAAUCGAACCCAGUCCAACUCCAAUUUUGCCGACUGAAGAAGUAAGGAAACAGAUCAAGACCUAUUACACAACAUACACAUAUUAUACUACAAUAUUUGUUGAUGACGAGACAGAAGUAGAAACAAGAACAGAAAUAUUCACCAAUGUAGUAACAGAAACUAUUCAACCAACCGCUGUAAUUCCACUUGUCCAAAAAACUGAGAAAUUAUCUUCACCAAUAGAGGAACCAGUCAAGAAACCGCCUCCAGAAAUCUUGGCAUAUUUGGAAGCUAUUCAAAGGCAAAAAUCGCAAGAAGAAGCGUUUCUUCUUGCCAAAAAAGUUCAACAACACGGAACCACUCAUAAUGAAGAGAGUAUAACUGUGCCUGAGGCUAAAACAGAGACUACAACAGAAUAUCCAAGUACUUUUGAAGAUCAACCAAUUACAGAAAAUUUGUUUCGAGGUUUCGAAGUAAACGCACAGGUGACGCCAAAUCCACCAAUCGAAGGAGAAAUUUUAGGAUCUAUGAUCACUGACGUGGUAUCAUCUUCUAGUUCUGGAGGAGGUACAAUAUUAGAUGUGAUGGACAAGAGAAACGCGGUUCCCGAAGAUCAAGAAUUUUCAGAAUCGAACCAUCAUGAUGUAGAGCCAGUACCAACGCUUUUGCUUCAGACGAGUUACACUACCUUCACUUAUUUCACGACAAUGUACAAAGGUGAUGAAUCAAAUGUAGUGAGUCGACUAGAGACGGUUACCAAUGUGGUGACUGAGACUAUCAGGCCAACAGCAGUAGUACCUAUGGAGACGAGUACUUUACCAGUUACAUAUUUCACGACGUUCACUUAUUGGACAACAUUCUACAAAGAUGGCGAUACCAUUACCACUAGUCGUGAAGAAACUGUCAGUAAUGUUAUUACUCCAGGAGUGUUACCUACUCCUACUGUGGAAUUAGGAGUAAUCAUGACUUAUAGACCAACGACAUUGUACAUUGAGGAUAGUAGUGAUAGUCUAAUCAACGAAAAAGAAUCCAAAGUCACUGCUGAUAACGAAGUGACACCUUCAGCUGCUAUUCCUAUUGAAAAUUCUAAGGGUGAAAAAUCAGGCACUACGACUUCUAAAGACAUUAUUUCGUCAUCUUUCGAGAAUACUGUAGAAUCCACGACGAUUUCACCUGAACCUACCACGUAUUAUACUACUUAUACUUACUACACAACUUCCUAUAUUGGCAACGAAACGAUUAUGAACAGCAGAUUGGAAACUGUCACAAGUGUUUCCAUACCUGAAGUUAUUGUCACCCAACAACAGGCAACCGGAAGAGCAAUUGAUGGACCAGUAUUCAAACAAACUAUAGCAACUGAAGAGAAAUCAAUUAUACCCUCAAAAACUAGUGAACUUCCAAAAAUUGGAUUAAUCUCAACGAUCAGAUCUAGCCAAGUUAACGAUGGUACUACCACUCAUUAUAUGACGGAUAUUCAUGGCACAUAUAUCGAUGGAUUAUACGCUCAAAUUGUAGAAAGUUCAACAAAAGUAGAGACACCACCUUUGCCAUCGUCUGUAGCUAGCCCAGUUUUGCUACCAACAGGUAUUUUAUCGAUGAAUAAAGGUACUGUAAUAGAUGCUGAUGAAAUCACUACGAUUUACUUUACUACGAAGCAAAUUGGAACAUUAUUAGAUGGUCUAUAUGCAAAAGUCAUCGAAAGUACUUCGAGUACAAAGAUAAACGAGGAGAGAAAAGCAACUAUUUCACCUACUCACGGUCACAGAACUGGUCUGGUAAGGUUAAUUCAAGGACAGAUCGAAAAUAAUGGAACUACUACAUUUUAUCAAUCAAAAGUGAUUGGAACUAGUAUCGAGGGUAGAUACGCUCAGAUCAUAGAGAGUACUUCUAGCUUCUUUUCUGCUACUCCAACAGAAAGUAUUUCACCUACUUCAACCUUUCCGCCUACCAAGCCUACUGAGAUCUCGGAGAUCUCACCUUCACCUGCAGUAAUUCAAUCAUCUCUAUCAGAAGAACAUACAACGGAAUCUCCAGAUCAAGACGAAGAUUCAGAGCAGAACGAGGAAAGUGAAGAAGAAGAUGAAGAAGGGGAAGAUGGACAAAGUUCUAAGAAAAAGUCUAGGCUGACUUUUUCUACUAGAAAAAGAACGUUUACUCCGGUAAUCAGACCAUUUGCAUCUAGAAAUAGACCUACGUUCAAUCCGAAACGGAAAGGUGCUCAAGGUGCAACAACCAUUACUAGAACAGACAUAACACCUACAAUAACCGCAACAUUGGCUGGAAAAGGUAAUAGAUUCGCUUCAUCCAGAGGUCGAGUUAGUUCUCCGAUAGGCCCAUAUUCCUCUACUUUGUCUCCAUCAGGCUCCAGGAGAUUUGCUGGAAGGAGAGGUUCUCCAAAUACAGCCAGUUCAUAUUCUUCCACCAUAAGCGGAAGUACCAGAGGUAGGCCUCAAUCCAGAAUAUCUCCAUCCUCAGUUUUUCAAGGUAAUAGACGUGGGUCGACAUCCAUUAGAGGAUCGUCUGCUAGACCUGCAUCUCGUGGCUCGAGUUCUGCUUUUCCUGGAGUUUCUACCAGAUAUAGAUCACCAAUUAGACCGUCGUCUACUUUAUUAAGAGGUCAAUCGACGAUUAAACAUGACGAUCAAGAGAACGAUGCUAACGAAUUCACAACGACUACUUUGAUUACUGAAGAAACUCCUUAUACCGAUAUUGCGGAAGAUGGUGAAACUAUGACAACGCCUUUGCAGACGACUACAGAGUCAUCGAGAAAAUCCACAAAUCCCUUACUAAGAUUCCGUAGGCCAAUUGGUUUCAAUAAUUCUGGAAGAACUAGUACAACACCUAAAUCACCAACAACUACAAGAAGAAACGGAAAUUUGAAUAGACCAACUUCACCUACUGUUCCUAAAGUAACUAACACCAGAACUAAUGGAAGAAACACUCCAAUAUCGACGAGACCAAGGCAAAGUAACACUGGAUUGUUUCCGCCUCGAGGCCUAUUUGGAAAAAAACAGGAACUACCCACCGAGGAGCAGAUAGAGCCUAACGAAGACUUGGAAACCGAAGGAGAAGAAAAUUUCGAAGAUGAGCCUGUAGAGGAAAUAAUUGAUAAUGAUUAUGAAGGAUCUGAACAUGAAGACAGGAUCAAUCGUCGUUCUAGCAAAUCUAUUAGACCCACUGUACAAAUCAGACCGUUCAUUAGGCGAAGAAUACGUCGACAGGCAAGUCAAUUGAGAUCAUUGACCAAUAGAUUUAGAAGGCCUAGUCAGUCAAGUUUGAAGUCUGAAGAAAAAUCAGACAUAAACGAGAACGUAUCCAGCAAAGAAGAAACUUCAAAGUCUAAUUCCAAGCCUGUUGCUCGUUACAAUAAUCGUGGAAGGUCUCUAACAGUAUCCAGAUCUCCAACGAAAUCAUCCAACAAUGAGAAAACAUCAGCAGAGUCUGCAGAAUUGAAUCAGAACAAGGCUAGAAAUAGAUCGAAACAGGGGAAUAAUGACAGAAACACGUCUUCCAGGAUAAAACCGACAUCAACCUCUAGCAAUGGUAGACAAUUUACGUUAAGAGAGAAAGAUGGAACUUCUUCUAGCAGAUCGAGUUACAAAAGACCCAAUUCAUCUACAUCUAGAUCGAAUGGAAGAUCCAAUAAUGUAAGACCUCCACGAUUGCGAAAUGGUUCGAAUAAAUCUUCUGAAUCAACUAGCACGAGACGCGUACCUCCUUCUAAUCGCAGUUCUUCAAGAACUCCCAACAGAAAUAGUAAUCGAAGAGGUUCUUCCAGCAGAACAAGAGGAUCUCUGGAGGAUAUCAGAGAAGCGCCCACUGUAUAUCCAGACUUUGACGGUACCAUUACGGUUACCCAUUACGUGCCCACUGAAGUCACAAUCCCCGUAAUCAACAAUGGUAUCACAGAGCACAGAAAUAUCAUUACCGCGCAACCUAGUACCGAAGUCCUAAGUCCAUCUCAAUACAGAACAGUGACAGGUGGAAACGGCAAACCAUUAAUAGUGAUUGUUAGCGAGAUAACCGGUACAAAUCCUCAAGGUCAAACCGAGAUAACCCGAUUCUUACUUCACGAGACGCCGACUACUCGUGUCUCCUACACGUUGACCACUCUAGGUGGUCGAAGGGCCUCACAAUCAGUGAUUGUACCCUCGACUGUCUAUUCCGUAGAAAACGUGAUAUCCACAGUACAACCUACUCUCCCUGGAAACGCGCCUCUAGCAAACAUUCUUCUAUCACAAUUACUUCUCGGUCAGUUAGGCCAGGCGAAUCCCUUGCUUCAACCCCAAGGUACACCGUCCACGCAAUACAAUACUCGUACCACCUCGUAUGUGACCACGAUUACUAAACAACAGAGUACUGUGAUCCCGCUUACUUUUCGUGGCAAGGAAAUCCUUACGACCCUGGUGGACACUUCGACGGAUAUAGUGACUGCGACAGAGUUCAUCACAGACACGGUAGUGGUCACACCCACGGCGGCUUUACCAGCUGCGAAUUUGAACUCGUUGUUACUGUUGCUUCAGCAACCCCAGCCCCAGAAAAAUACAAAUCCUCUAUUGGAUCCUUUGUUCGCUGCUCCUCCAUUCACCCAGAGCAAUACUUUACCUGGUGAAGUCGAGAGAAGGCAUCAGCCAGCUGACUCGGAUUACAAACACGAUAGCUAUGAAUAUUCUGACGAGGAGGAGGAUGUUCAAGAGUAUCAAAAGUCAUCCAGAACGAGGAAUAGCAGGGGAAAAUCGAACGAUAGAAAAGAGGAUAAUGCACCUAAGGAAGAGUCCAGUGUAGUAACGUUGUACGUAUCCGGUAGGAGGCCAGGGGAAUUCAGCACUAUUCUGAGCACCGUGAAAGUGACUGACACGGCUAGUUCGUCCCGAAAACGACGAGAUACCAGCGAUGACUUGGUCAUCGAGGUACGACCAUCUAUCCCACCCGCGUUGCACGAGGGAUCGGAGGAGAUCACUGUCUUGGCGGGAAGCGAGGACUCGCUAGAUACACAUGCGCCGACACAGAGUCUCGAGAGCGUAGUGGGUGAUGUCGGACGGCACAUUUCCACGUCUAUCCACACCUAACAUCCGGACAUACAUAUGUCGUUAGAUAAUCCUUCCUCUCUUCUGUCCUUAACUUGAUAGUUAACAUUUGAUCAAUAAUGUCCAUCACGAAAUCCAUUAAAAAAACCCACCUAGACCGAAGCUGAUGACCUUUCCCUAGCUCAUUUAUGCUCACGUGUUGCAACAAAUUCUAAGAUAAUCAUACGUCUCGCGUGCAGAUCGAAUUCUUACGAAGAUUUGUUCUUCGUUCGUAGAAAUGCUUUUCAGAGGAAAAGCCUCAGGAAAAGCUCGCAGCUUCGGUUGAUCGAAAAGACUUAUCCCGCUUUUUUCACGUCCAUCUCACGUCCUGUUCGCAUUCCCAGUCUUUUUUUCUUUUCUCCUUCCUGAUUCUUUUCACUUGUGGUUCUUUCCUCCCUAUUUCAUUAACAUAGCCUCGAAUCCGCCGCCGCACACGCGCCCACACGCGACAAGCUCUCACACGCAACGCAUGGUACUCUUUUUUGUCUAUGGUUAUUUGUCGGACAACAGAUCGCGCCGGAAGAUAUAAUAACAAUACUCUAUUCUAUUAAGUGCACGAAAUCGAACGAGUAAGGAAUGUAUUUGACAAUAUUUUUAUUUAACUCUCGGAUGACCUGGCCUAACAUUUGAGACGAUUCGAUAUGUCCUUUCGCCUGUUGCUCACGAUUGUUCUAGCUGUAACUCACACAUACACGCACACAUACACACACACAUACAUACAUACAUACACACACACACACACACACACAUUUGAAUAUAUAUUGUACGUGAUGGCGAGGAUCACAGUGCGUGUACGCAAGCGAGAAAACGUCGUCUUUUCAGAUGACUUCUAUCCUGAUAACUACUACCAACUAACGAGCGAUGUCGAUAGCAAACGCAUGUGGUUGUCUGAAGAGAAUUCUAGGAGUGUGAUUUCAUUUGACGAGGACUACCUCGAAGAAACUCCCAGAAAACGCGUAAGAAUUCGCAUUCCUA
Messenger RNA from Apis cerana (Asiatic honeybee), 9001 nucleotides. RefSeq names its product mucin-12-like. The record is from RefSeq and is a predicted model, not a curated record. NCBI's taxonomy places the organism in Eukaryota, Metazoa, Arthropoda, Insecta, Hymenoptera, Apidae.